This is a messenger RNA of Maniola jurtina (meadow brown), 2676 nucleotides long. RefSeq lists its product as uncharacterized. The coding region runs from base 176 to 2596 and encodes 806 amino acids. The transcript is spliced from 7 exons. NCBI's taxonomy places the organism in Eukaryota, Metazoa, Arthropoda, Insecta, Lepidoptera, Nymphalidae. The record is from RefSeq and is a predicted model, not a curated record.
UAGGCAUACAUAAGUAAAUAUCAACAAAAACAGUAAAUAAUUUUACAUUUCACAAUACUAUUUUUGGAACUUUCAGCAAAAAAAGGCAAAAAAUACCUAAAUAAUUAUUUACGCCUACUAAAUACCUACUUAAAUGAUAAAAAUACCAACCAACGACUCAAAUAGUUGAAAUAUUAUGUCUACUCAAUCUUACGUUUCGUUAAUUGAUUUAUCUAAACAAUUUCAAUUUGAAAUUGAUGAGGAUAUGAAGAAAAAAAUAUGUUUUAAUGAGACAUUAAUAGUAAGUUGUGGCCACUAUGAAGGUGAAUUUCAGGAUGAAUCUACUGAUUCUGAAUGCUCUCGUAUUGAUUCAACGGAGAGUAAAUUGAGUGAUGAAAAAAAGGAUGAUGAAAUAGAACAAACGCAAGAUGAGCCAGCUGAAGAACUACCAAAAUCGCCAAGCGAACCAGAGGAGAAUGAUUUUCAUUUUUAUUUUUUCCCUGAUUGUAAUAAACCUGUUCCAGCGCGUGAUAGUUUGGUGAGCUGUGUAACAAUAGAUGGCUUUCCUAAAGUGAAUCCAAAUCUUCUUAAAGGUAUACAGCAAUGUACCUGCGGAGUUGAUAAAUCGGGUGAUUGCCCAUGUUAUUUCAAAGUACCUUGUCGCUGUGGUGCUAAAAAACACGCCGAUUGUACUUGUCAGCAAGUUGAAAAUAUUUGUAUAUGCGACGAAGGAAAACCCCAAAUAGUGUGCAAAUGUAAGCCCGAAAAUGUAUGUUUGUGUUAUGACGACAAACCUCGUCCUGUUUGCGUUUGCAAUGAAGUUGACAAGCCAUGCAUUUGCCAAUCUGGCAAGUAUCCUUGUCCAAUUUGUGUCUGCGAUGGUAAGCCUAAUAUUAAAAGUAAUAUUUAUAAAGAUGUGAUUGAAACGGAAGAAAACGGCGAGGGUGAAAAUGUGAAUGAAGAGGAAGAAUCCGUUACUACAACAAUCCCAAAAGAAUCGUGUACUUGUCAAAAGCUGUUACCAAAACCUAUUUGUUACUGCCGCAAAGGAAAGGAAUGCUUGUGUAAAGAGGGAGAGUGCAGUUGCGGUGUUCCACCAUCUUGCAUUUGUGAACCUACUGAGAGUGCUCAAAUCCUUUGCAAAGAGGACGAUUCUAAAACAGUUUGCGUGUGUCCAGUUGAGAAGGUAUGCACUUGCAAUGCAAAAUCACCUGAUGACUGUGAAUGUUUUCCGAAACCCGUAGACUGUACUUGUGGCUACCCAGAAGAUUGUGUUUGCACCCACAAAUGUGAUUGUGUUCCACCCUGUCUUUGUGAUCUUCUACCAAAGAAGGAGGAUGUGUGUGUUUGUGACGAAAAUAGAACGGAAAUUGCUGGUGGUCUCCUUUGCACAUGCCCGCCUAAGAAAAAGGAAGUGGCAAAAUUAAAAAGAAUGAGAGCAGGAAAACAUGACUACCGAUGGUGUCCCGACGUGGAUCCGAGGCACAACUAUUUUGGCUACGCGUACGACAAACAUGAUAAAAUAUCGUACAAAGAACAGGAAAAGGAAAAGUUAAAAAUUUUAGGGCUAUACUCAGAACCAAUCCCACAAGAAGGUCCCUGUCCUGUCCAUGGUAGCCAGAGUACAGUAAAACAACCAGAGUUCAAGAAAAAAGUAAGGAGGCCUUCUUUAGACUGCUGCAGUGCUGUUGGAGGUAUAAGCAUUAGCGUCGAAACUCUAGGUGAAGACAAAGAUAAGUUUCUGGUUCAAGUUGUAUCACACGCGUCGAAGGAAGGGGCUAAAACGGGAUCCAAGCUCGUCAGCAUCUUGGAUUGUAACCUUCAUACUUUGGAAGAGAACAAAACUGAACACAUAACAAAGAAGGACCUUACCAAAGAGCAACGCAGCUAUAUGACGAUCUGUGAAAAGGGCUAUUACAAUAAAGUGACUCGUAUUUGCGGCGAGCGACAUUAUGUGAAACGACUCUAUCACUCUUUCGAUGACGCCCGUAACUUUUUAUUGGAAGGUGCUAACGUGGUGCUUCUCCGAUAUAUCGGGAUAAGCAGAUACUGCGGUCAUAUUAAAACUGAUACCGUACUUAUCGAUGGUACUAUAUGUGAAAGCAUUUACGUAAGUCUCGGUGUAAGUCAAGCGAUUGUAAACGGCAAGCCAUUAUUCGUAGUGAAGGUAGAACGUCAUAUUAUUGAGCCAUCCGGAUUUAUUCAUCAAACAUUGACAGUUCUCACGCUAAGAGGAUACAUGGUGAGCCACGAGUGGGCGGACACCAGCUACAUAUUUCAUAUUAACCCUCUGCUUCAAAUCGUUCCCGAAAAAGAUGAAAUAGAACCGCACGAGCCCCUUCGGGAACAUUGGCGGAGCGAUUUACAGCUGUUUUCAGACUAUCUUGAUCACAAAAGCACGCGGUCAUCAGAAGGUGCUAAAUACGUGACGGAGAACGGCGAGCUCACGGGGUUGAUUCGCGACUACCUCCAGACGUUACUUCUAUUGCGUCCCCACGAUGCCUUGCAGUUCACGAGGAAUUACUUCGGUUCCACUCUCUCUGCUUUGGACCUUCCACAUGACGAGUACUUUGAACCCUGCACGAGACACGUUAGAUAUUACUUUUUUGAAGAAUAAAGGCGCAAACACAUUACCGUGAUGUGCUGUGUCGUGCCUUCUGACGCUAUUUAGAAAUAUAUAAAAAAGAAAAGAACACA